Molecule: messenger RNA, 896 nt
Organism: Juglans regia (Persian walnut)
Lineage: Eukaryota; Viridiplantae; Streptophyta; Magnoliopsida; Fagales; Juglandaceae
Product: calmodulin-like protein 11
Exons: 4
Coding region: 54-500 (148 amino acids)
Molecular function (GO): enzyme regulator activity; calcium ion binding
Source: RefSeq, a predicted model, not a curated record
UUUAUUUCACUCUCUCUCUCUCUCUCUCUCUGAUUUUGAUUACAUUUCCAAGCAUGGCAGAUGCAUUGAAAGAAGAUCAGGUUGGCGAAUUCCGGGAAGCCUUUUGUCUCAUUGACAAGGAUUCCGACGGCCAUAUUACAAUGGAAGAACUGGCAGCGGUGAUUCAAUCAUUGAAUGAAAACCCCACAAAAGAAGAAGUUAGAGACAUGAUUGGUGAAGUUGAUGCUGAUGGGAAUGGGACCGUUGAUUUUGAAGAGUUUUUAAAUAUUAUGGCAAGAAAAAUGAAGGAAAAUGUUGCCGAGGAGCUGAAAGAAGCCUUCAAAGUAUUUGACAGGGAUCAAGAUGGAUAUAUUUCAGCUAAUGAGUUGAGGCUGGUGAUGAUAAAUAUGGGAGAGAGAUUGACAGAUGAAGAGGCAGAGCAGAUGAUUAAAGAGGCUGAUUUGGAUGGUGACGGUCACGUUAGCUAUGAAGAGUUCGCAAGGAUGAUGAUGCUGAAUUGAUUUCGAAAUCAAGUAGAGUGAUGCAUCCACCUUGACCAAUUAUAUAUAUAUGGUCAAUGGGAGCUGUGAGUCCCUUAAACAUGAGCCACAACAGAUCAUGAUCACUAGUCUUAACACAAGCUCUCCUAUUAAAUUGGUUAUUUUUUAUUUUUCUUUUUUCUUUUCUGAUCUGAUCAAUAUGCAAUUAAUAUUGUAUUAGUAAAUUAAAGAUGAGUAUGUUUAGAGGGUAUGGGAGUGACAGCUCCCAAAUCGGACCUGAGGUUCAAUGCCAAAACAUCUCACUUUCACUACUCUCUAUUUUAAAGCACUCUAGAGUUCUAGAUCUGGAGCUCCGAUUUUGGAGCAAUUGGAGUUCUAGUUUUACAGUACUUCACAAUUAGCUUUAAUUUUAUGGAA